Messenger RNA from Suillus fuscotomentosus, 681 nucleotides. RefSeq lists its product as uncharacterized. The record is from RefSeq and is a predicted model, not a curated record. Bases 106 to 681 code for a protein of 191 amino acids. The transcript is spliced from 5 exons. Lineage: Eukaryota; Fungi; Basidiomycota; Agaricomycetes; Boletales; Suillaceae.
CUUCUCACCACCUCGCAGUCGUCUAUCAGUCUCAGUCCAACGUCUAGUUUCUAAGUCUUUUUGCUUCUUUUCCAAAGCUCUACAUAGCCAGUAUGGACCCUAACAAUGCAAUUAGACCAGACUACGCGCUACCAGAACGAAGGUUUAACCGAGCAGCAGGCCACUCGAUCCUUGACAGCGUUAUGGAAUUUUAACAAUAACGCUGAGAAGGUACACUUAGAAGAGGCUCCCCAGAGGCUGCAAGACCUCAAAGACGAAGAAGAAGCAACUCGUUUAGAAGACAGGAAGAAAAAUAAGAACAAGAGACUAAAAGCAGGAGAUUACUGCGAGUUGCACUACUUCACCAACAAAGGCCUCAAUGAGGCCAAGGUCACAACCUUGAUUGCGGAGCCCGAUGCAUUAGUAAUGCUCCCAGCAGCGGAUGGAGUACACUCUUGGGUGCCCGCCGCAGCGGUCAAAGAUCCCAAGGCAGCCCCCGUUACUAAAGAUGAAAACCUCACAUGGGAAGAGUUCAAUGAAGCGGCCCCGCGCAUCAUCUCUUUCAUGAAGGUACACGACUGGCCCGAUGACAGAGUCAGCAUGCACAUCCAAUUCUGGACGGCUCUUCAAGCUCACCGCUGGCGCCACGCACCCGACGUACUUAAACAGAAAGCUCUGUUACUGUACCAGUCGCAACAAUGA